Lampris incognitus (smalleye Pacific opah) is the source of this 6513-nucleotide messenger RNA. It is a transcript of the gene tecta, whose product is annotated as tectorin alpha. The transcript has 23 exons. The record is from RefSeq and is a predicted model, not a curated record. Gene Ontology annotation, molecular function: protein binding. The coding region runs from base 1 to 6513 and encodes 2170 amino acids. Lineage: Eukaryota; Metazoa; Chordata; Actinopteri; Lampriformes; Lampridae. Gene Ontology annotation, biological process: cell-matrix adhesion.
AUGGUCAGGCCAGGCAAUCCAGUUAUUGUGCUCCACCUCCUCAGCAUAUUGGCACAAGGGGGAGCUACUACUCAGGAUAUUCUCUACCCCUUUGGAUCCAGCCAUCGGGAUCUAGAGACCCCCAAAAUGGAUGAUGGGAGUUCUCCAGAAGUUGUUCUGCUCAUCCCAUUCAUUUUCUUCAACAUACCCUACCGGUCCAUUUUUGUCAACAACAAUGGUGUGAUCUCCUUCAACGUGCAGGUGAGCCAAUUCACACCAGAGGCCUUUCCUCUGAGUGACAGUAGGUCAUUCAUUGCCCCCCUUUGGGCAGAUGUGCACAAUGGCAUACGUGGAGAUGUGUACUACCGUGAGACCACUGAAGCAGAGAUACUAGAGCGGGCUACUCAGGAUGUCCGCAAGUACUUCAAAAACAUGCCUACCUUCACAGCCACCUGGGUUUUCAUCGCAACAUGGCACCAGGUCACCUUCUAUGGAGGCAGCCAAACAACCCCGGUUAAUACAUUCCAGACCGUACUGAUCUCAGAUGGUGUGACAUUCUUCUCUAUGUUCAACUAUGGAGAAAUCACAUGGAGCACAGGGACAGCCAGCGGAGGAGAUCCUUUAACAGGACUGGGUGGGACAACAGCACAGUCAGGUUUCAACGGAGGGGACAUCGGCCACUUCUUCAAUCUGCCAGGGUCACGCUCAAAUGACAUAGUGAACAUUGAACAAACAACCAAUGUAAACCUUCCGGGGCGCUGGCUCUUUCGUAUAGAUGCUGAUCUGAUAGAUCCUGCCAAUGGAUGCAGCUACAAUGGUCGUUUUUAUAGAAGAGGUGAAAUCUUUUGGCUGUCUGACCAGUGUUCACAGCGAUGCCGGUGUCUAGAUACAAACAAUGAAGUCCUUUGCCAAGAGGCUCCAUGCGGACAACUGGAGAACUGCGAACAACAGGAGGGAGCCUUCUACUGCCAGCCUACCCGCACUAGCACUUGCGUUGUAUUUGGUGACCCCCAUUACCACACCUUUGAUGGCUUCCUCUACCAUUUUCAAGGCACCUGCUCUUACCUGUUGGCACGGCCCUGCUGGGAGGUGGCAGGGCUGCCCUUCUUUAGUGUGGAAGCCAAAAAUGAGAACCGCGGCGCAGCCUCUGUGUCUUGGCUCAGAGAUGUCACCGUGGAGGUGUACAGUCACCGAGUCACACUGCCCAAGGGCAGUCUGGGAACUGUCCAGGUGGAUGGUCUGAUGAAAACCCUGCCAGUCCAACUCCAGCAUGGUGCCAUCAGAGUCUAUCAGUCCGGGGUUGCUGUUGCAUUAGAAACAGACUUUGGACUGUUGGUAGCCUAUGAUGGCCAACACUAUGCAUCUAUCUCCCUACCAAGCUCCUACUUCAACAACACUUGUGGUCUUUGUGGUAAUUAUAACGAUGACCCUGCUGAUGACCCUGUGCUGCCUGAUGGCUCGCUAGCAGAGAGCGUGGUAGAGCUAGGCGGCAGCUGGCGAGCAGAGGAUACAGACUGGAGAUGUACUGACGGCUGUGACCAAAACUGCAGUGUAUGCGACGCAGUUACAGAAGCCUUUUACUUUCGCUCUGACUACUGUGGCCUGAUCAACAAAACUGAUGGUCCCUUUAGGGACUGUAGAGCCGUGGUUGACCCUACAGCUUUCGUCUAUAGUUGUGUAUAUGAUAUGUGCAGCAACAGAGACAACAUCACCACACUCUGUCAGGCUAUUCAGGCCUACACACUGGCCUGCCAGGCCUUGGGUGUCACCAUACGACCCUGGAGAUCUCGUAAUUUCUGUGCCUUGUCAUGUCCAGAGUUUAGCCACUAUGAGGUGUGCACAAGUGCCUGCCCUGCUUCCUGCUCGGACCUUACUGCUCCCCUGUACUGUGCCCAUCCUUGCACCGAGGGUUGCCAGUGUGACACAGGCUACGUCCUGAGUGGCAGCCGCUGUGUGCAGCAUGAAGAUUGUGGCUGCGAGCGGGAUGGCCUCUACUAUCCCUUAAAUGACACUUUCUGGGCAGGCCCCAGCAGUGAAGGUGGGGAAUGUACGCUCCGAUGCAUCUGUGGGCCUGCCGGGGAAAUCUCUUGCUUCAACGACUCCUGCAAGGAGGGCGAGGUGUGUAUGGCUGAGGUGGGCUUACUGGGCUGUUACCCUCGUAGGGAGGGAAUGUGCUCCAUCGCCCAGAACUCAGUGCUGUCAUCUUUUGAUGGCACUUUUCUGCCCUUCCCGGAUGACAGCUCCUACUACCUCCUUAAGCUAUGUGUCGCAGCACCAGCUAAUGUAUCAACUGUGGAGGUGAAGAUAGGCAGGCGACUGGUAAACAAAGGCCCCACUUGGAUAAGGCCUGUGGUUGUAAGGGUGGCCUACCUGGAAGCCCAAAUGGGAGGGUCGGAUUUAGAAACAGUGAAGGUGAAUGGAGAAGUGGUGGCGCUGCCAUAUGUCCACCCACUGGAGUUGAUGACAAUCUACAGAGCCCCAGGCAAUGCCACAGUGGUGGAGUCCAGUGGUCUGCUACGUGUCCAUUACACACGCCAGGGAUUUCUCAACAUCUCACUCUCAACAAUCUUCUAUAAUGCCACCUGUGGUCUGUGCGGUGUGUUCAACAGCAACACCACAGAUGACCUCCGCCUCCCCAGUGGACGUCUAGCAGAGUCCACCGAGCAAUUCACAGAGGGCUGGCGGGCCAUUGCAGAUGACCUCACCUGCAAUGGCGACUGCGACGAUCUCUAUCGUAUGUGCACAGACUUGCGUCUCUACCAGAGCCCCUGGAUGUGUGGGAACAUCAAUGACCCGGGGAAUAGUUCUUUCCUGGCAUGUCACGCAGCAGUUAACCCAUCACCGUUCUUCAGGAACUGCCUUUACAACAUGUGUGUGAAGGAGGGGAACCGUUCAGCUCUAUGUUCAUCACUGCAGGCUUACGCCUCUGCAUGUCAGGAUGCUCAGGUGGGCCUGGCUUCCUGGAGGAGCGCCACUAACUGCCCACUGCCUUGUCCAGAAAACAGUCACUUUGAAGAGUGUACAAGUGCAUGCCCUCUGACCUGUGCCAACCUGGAUGAGCCCAUGGAGCCCUGCCCUCUGCCAUGCCAGGAGGACUGCCAGUGUGAGGAGGGAUUCGCACUACGGGACGGCCUGUGUGUGGCACGCAGUGACUGUGGCUGUAUGAGCCAGGGGCGCCAGCUGGCCACCAAUCAGACGUUUUGGAGUGACUGGGAGUGUCAGGAGCGUUGCUACUGCAACGGCUCUGACAACAGUGUGUACUGUCAUUUCACACCCUGCCACCCUGAGGAGUACUGCCAGGAGAGCGAUGGCCUCUACUUCUGCCAGCCACGCACCGAGGCCCUAUGCGUGGCAGCAGGUUACGGGCACUUUCUGCCAUUCGGUGGCGUGCCGUUUGAGUUGCAGAGCUCCUGCACUCUAAGAAUGGCCACCACCAGCUGUGGGGUAGAGGCGGUCACUGAAACUUCUGGUACCUUCCCCAGAUUUAAACUGGGAGCUCGUAAUGAGGAAAGAGACACAGGCCAAGCAAUCUGGGUGAGAGGCUUUGUUCUGGAGGUCUACGAUUAUGAGAUCGAGGUGUCUCAAACCUAUAAGAACACCAUCACAGUGAAUAAGGAGCGUCUGUAUCUUCCUCUAAAACUGGGGCCAGGGAAAGUCAGCAUCUUCACUUCCGGCAUGCAACUAAUUCUGGAGACAGACUUUGGACUGAAGGUGGCCUUUGACUGGAACACUCUUCUCCUGCUCACCAUACCCCGCAACCUCUACAACACCUCUUGUGGCCUCUGCCAAGGCAUACCUUUAUUCUCACCCACUUUGACAACCACUGACUAUGGCAUGUCCUGGGCAGAGAGGGACACCUUCUGCCAAGUGGGUUGUGGAGACUCGUGCCCACGUUGUGGCAUGGCAGAAAAAAGCCUGUCCAAUGAUGCCCCACUUAUGGUGGCAGACGCAAACAUGAAUGCUGGUGCUGAGGAGGUGGCCGAUGAGGGCAACACAGGCAUGCGUUUCCACAUUGGUGAUGGGCUGUAUGUGUUUGUUGAGCCAGAGGCUGUGAGGCUGUGUGGGCUGAUUGCAGACCGAGGAGGUGUGUUUGCACGCUGUCACAGCAAGGUUGCGCCAGCAUUCUUCUAUCAGAGUUGUUUGCAAGACACAUGUUUGGACCAAGGAGCUCGGGACACCAUCUGUAACUGGCUGCAAAUCUAUGCCAGCACCUGUCAAAUCCAAGGAGUGCCUGUUUUUGGCUGGAGGAGUGACACACCCUGUGUCCAGAGCUGCCCACCAAACAGCCACUACUCCAGCUGCAUGUCAGUGUGCCCACCCCAGUGUGCCCCUGCCCGUGGCCAGAGAGAUUGCACCCAGGAUUGUGUAGAGGGAUGCCAGUGUGACCAGGGCUAUGUGCUCAAUGGCAAGAGUUGCAUCUUGCCUCAAAAUUGCGGCUGCUACACUGACAGCAAGUACUACGAGCCGAAGCAGCUGUUUUGGAACGGUGACUGCACCAAGCGUUGCCAAUGCAUCGGGCGAAACCUGAUCCAGUGUGACCCGCGCCGCUGCAAGGCAGAGGAAGAGUGCACCCUCCGCUAUGGUGUGAGGGGCUGCUUCACACGACGCUCCCAGCACUGCGUGGCCUCCGGUGGUGGGGUCUUUAAGACCUUCGACGGGGCCUCCCUGCGUCUCCCCGCCUCCUGUUCCUUCGUCCUGUCUACCAAUUGUCACAAAUUACCUGACCUCUCCUUCCAGCUUAUAGCCAACUUUGACAAGUGGAGCACACCUAACCUCACCACAAUCUCCCAUGUCUAUCUCUACAUCAAUGAAGAGAAUAUACUCAUCUCUGGCAGCACUGUCAAGGUUAAUGGCACACCGGUAUCGGUACCCUUUGUCACAGGGCUGAUGACACGUUUGUCUACUUCAGAAGGCUUUCUCGUCAUCGAUACACCCCAGGACAUCCAGGUACGCUACAACCGCUUCAACACGCUCAGCAUCACCAUGGGUCAGCGGCUCCAGAACAAGGUGUGUGGCCUGUGUGGGAACUUCAAUGGAGACCCCAGUGACGACUACAUCACCUCCAGGGGCAAACCAGCUGUCAGUGCCCUGGAGCUGGCCCAGAGCUGGAAGACCAAUGGUAUGCAGAACAGUUGUGAUGAGACCCAGUACGUGGCACUUGCCCAGUCCUGUGAGAACACAGCAGUGCUGGGGCUUCAGGGUGAAGACAGCUGCCAGAAGCUGACCCAGAUGAAGGGCUUUUUUCAGCCCUGCCACGGUCUGCUGGAUCCCCGACCUUUCUACCAAUCUUGCUACCUGGAUGGCUGCUACAAUCACCGCAAGGCUCAAGUCUGUGGCUCACUGGCAGCCUAUGCCGAGGCUUGCCGCUCCCUAGGCAUCCUGACCACCAAGUGGAUCACCCAAGAGAACUGCUCAGAAUGGAUUUAUGACCCCUGUGCAGGAGAGAUCUGUACAAACAAUACCUGUGAGCAGGAGAAUGGAGGGGACCUGUGUGGCUGUCCAGAGCUACCCAGCAGCCCCGGGGUGGAUGACGACAUCAUCCAGGCAGAAGUGGUCUGUAAGCAUGCACAGAUGGAGGUGUCCAUCUCGAAAUGUAAACUCUUCCAGCUGGGCUUUGAGAGAGAGGAUGUCAGGAUCAAUGACCAGCACUGCCCCGGCAUCGAGGGAGAGGAUUUCAUCUCCUUCCACAUCAACAACACCAAGGGACACUGUGGCUCCAUCGUACAGUCCAAUGGCACGCACAUCAUGUACAAGAAUACUGUAUGGAUAGAGAGUGUGAACAACACCGGGAAUGUCAUUACAAGAGACAAAACCAUUAAUGUCGAGUUCUCCUGUGCUUAUGAACUGGACCUCAAGAUCUCUCUGGAGACAGUCCUCAAGCCCAUGCUCAGUGUGAUCAACCUCACCCUUCCUACUCAGGAGGGCAACUUCAUCACCAAGAUGGCUCUGUAUAAGAAUUCCUCCUACCGCCAGCCAUACAGGGAGGGUGAGGUGGUGCUCAGCACACGAGACAUACUCUUCGUCGGGGUCUUUGUGGAGGGUGCAGAUGAAAACCAACUCAUCCUCAUCGUAAACAUGUGCUGGGCCACACCGACCCGCUACAGCAGUGACCGGCUUCGCUAUAUUAUCAUAGAGAGAGGGUGUCCAAACAUCAAGGACAACACCAUUGGUAUGGCGGAAAAUGGUGUAUCUCUCACCUGUCGCUUUCACAUAACUGUCUUCAAGUUCAUCGGAGACUAUGAUGAGGUCCACCUCCAUUGUGAUGUGUCCCUGUGUGACUCAGAGACAAAUGCCUGCAAAGUGAACUGUCCACACAACAGGAGGAUGUACUCAAAGAACAGUGAACAUAAACAGCACAUACUUUCUGUGGGACCCAUCAGAAAAAGAGAAUCUGACUGGUGUGAAGUAAACAAUGGUGGCUGUGAGCAGAUCUGUACCAGUAAGACCACUGGGCCUGUCUGCAGCUGUGUGACUGGGAUGCUGCAAAGAGAUGGCAAAAGUUGUCGGGGUGAGCAGAAAUGUGUGAACACAUAA